Messenger RNA from Diachasmimorpha longicaudata, 2541 nucleotides. RefSeq lists its product as uncharacterized. Lineage: Eukaryota; Metazoa; Arthropoda; Insecta; Hymenoptera; Braconidae. The record is from RefSeq and is a predicted model, not a curated record. The transcript has 11 exons. Bases 164 to 1975 code for a protein of 603 amino acids.
AAGAAGAGUACCACCAGUGGACGAGGCCAGUUCUGGCCAGACACUCUCGCGGCACAACUCGCUGUCCGCGAUAAUUCCGUUCAAACGUUUUUUUGUUUCGGAUUUUGUGAAGUCAAGAUUUCUCAGUGGAACCUCUUGGAUUAUUUAACAUUUAAUUUCGGCGAUGCCAUCGACAAGGGAGAGCUCAACCGUGAGCAGAAAAUACGUGAGUCAUGGUGGUGCUAUAUCUGGACAGGGCCACUCGGCAAACUCGGCCAGCAGCCUCGAGAACAACUUGGAUGCUCUACUGGAGGAUCUCCAGACAAGCGUUUCCCGGAGUACAACUCCCAGUGGUAGACGUCCAAUUUCCCCUCAAUACGAAUACAGAUCAGCGGCGAAUCCCGUGAGGACAGUCACCGAAGUCAGAUCGACCUCCCCAGUGCGUACAACAACCACGACAACAGAGAAAUACGUUAGUGCAGCACCAGUGGGCCUGGGGAGUGGUAUUCCCGGCCUCGAGUCACUUGACGCUGAGCUACGAAACGUCCAGCCAGGACAGAGCAAAACCGUAGCCUAUAAGCAAGUUUCUUAUCAGUACAGUAAGAAUCAAGAUGGAAAACCCAUUGAUUCAUUCGCCGCAACGGAAAACGCACUAUCUUCGAAUACUGUCCCAUUGUCGGACGACAUUCAUGAGAGAAGUUACGAGGAGAUUAUAAGGAGACGGAGGAGCCCGGAGAGGAGUACAAAAACAUCUACAGUGAAUAGAGAACUGGUUUACGGCGACACCUACUCCUCCUCCCGCACGAAGCAACCAUCGCCCCUGGGAAAUCAAUCGAAAGAGGUGAAAAUAAUUCGCGAAACGUCAGCCUUCCCCUCGGAAUCAAAAACCAUCUCCUCAAACUAUCACACGAGAGAACGUACCGAGGAUUACGGAGUAGAGCGUGUCCCAGUUCCCGAUCACUUAGCUCCAGGGCCCAACACAAAAGUGACGACUACGAUAAAGACCUACACUUAUGAGCUGCCCGGUGCCCCGGAGACAUAUGUACCACCAGGUGGUACAGGUCUCGAUCAAACGGUCACCUACAAGAUCGAUAAAACACUGGAGAGAUCGGCGAGUCCAAUCAGGUACACAAGCACUCCCGAGGUGAGCCAGAAGUCCUCAGUGCUGCAUAAAGAGUCCAAGUACUAUCAUGAGGAUCUCCAUGGCUCCCCGACAUAUGGGAAACCCCUGACACCGUCUCCGGUGAAUUACGAGACAACUACUACGAAGAAGGAGAAUUUCUACAUCAGGGAUGAGAGAUACGAGAACCUACCGAGGGAUAGGGUCGAUCACCCGGGAUAUCCUGGACAUCCUCCCUACACCGAAACAACGACAACGACAGUCAUUGAUAGAGUCGAGGAGCUCUAUCCUGACAAAUCUGGAUCACCUCGCGGCUACUAUACUCCACCGCCCCCGCCAACCGGUGGCUCCAGUGUCUACAAAUACUCGAAGGAGACCCACAAUCUCCACGACCGUGAGGUACUCCUGCCGAAGCCAUUCCCCACGGGUACACAGUUGUACCCCGUCAAUGGAAAAGGACCGACCAACGGUGAGGGGCCGCCAAAGAGAGUUGAUGACCUCAUGGCUUCCUUUUCCGAUUCUGAGCGGGAGGUACUCAUGGAUAUCCAGAGAGAAGACAGAAUUCAGAAGAAGAACCGGGUCAAGGAUGAUGAUACGCCGAAGAAGGAAGUGGAUUUCGUUAAACACUCGCCUCCGGUGGUGCAGAGUAAGAAUGUCGCAGGACCACCGGUUUAUUAUCCCCCGGGGACGACGGAGUUCAAGAUGAAGGAGGAGAGUUCCAUGGCGAUGAAGGAGGGAGGGGGCCAGUGGGAACGCGGUAAAGGAAUGUACGAGUACGAGAAAGGCUCCAAGAGUAAGCAGAAACAGACCAGUGGCAAAGCUGUGGUGCCGGUCUGCCUCCCCCUAUGCUGUGCCAUGCCCUGCACAAUAAUGUAACCGAAAACUAAUCCUUUAAAUUAUCCCAAAAUGUAUAUUUCUGUUGCUCGAUGGUUUAUCGCAUAGAAAUUUCGUGACAAAAGACGUAAUAUUUUGAAAAAAAUACACGGAGAGAAAAGCUCGGGAAAAGCUCGAUAAACAUUACUCAAAUGUUUGAUCCUUCUGGAAGCAAAUGGAGGACCUCAGGGAAAAAUUACUGAAUAAACUUGAAUUAUCACAUGAUAUUAGAGGAAGAUUACGAUCUGUUCCGUAAAAAAUGAGCUACUUUCGUUCAACUUUGAUCGAAAAUCGCGUCAUAAUUCAAGUUCCUUUGGUAAUUUUUUUGUUUAGUAAUGUCUUUUUAUUACGAAUUACGUCAAUAAUAUUUGUAAUCAUUAUUUCUCUCUCGCUGCGAUACAUCUGACAAUUUUCUUCUGUAUGACUGACUCAAAACUGAUAUUAAAUCGCCCGUUUUCUAAUCAAAAACACUUUAUCGAUUAAUGUUAAAUAGUUUAAUCGAAACUGGAGGAUUUGUAUGACACCUAUGGACUCAUCGAAAUAAACAUACCGAUUAAAUUAUUCCCUAA